UGAUGACAUCGGACCUCGUUCGGUCGCGUUGUCGCACGAUGCUCAUCGCAUCUCAGUCUAAUUUUUGCAUCCCUAAGGCCCAGAAGAUCAAUGCAAUCUUCGAGAAGCCAAGAGGGCCUAUCGUCAUCAAAGAGGCACCUAUGGUUCAACAGAGCCAGCUUGAGCACUCGUUAUUUAAAGUAUUGUUCGACCCACUAUCCUGAAUUUAAUCCUGACUACCUACAUGAGCAGCCUAAUCAGCCAAAAAGGCCAGCCCUUUUGCAGUUACCGCAAUGUCCACCUCUAACUCAUACUCCAUUUUCACACUCUCAUCAUUCUAACGUUCGUCUUAAUGACAUUUGUACAUACUCUCGCAAGCCUUUCCACCUUCACCGCGAUGCUACUCCAAUUGCGCAAUCUCAUUUCCAUUCAAUAUCGCAGCACUAUCUUGAUCUAUGGACAGGAGAAAUGUUUGGUCAAGGGGACGUGGACGAAGCUGCAUCAGACUCAUUAAGUGCAGAGUUAACCAUCCACAAGCAGGACUGGGGCCUGAACAGAACAUUUCGAACCUAGCGCCGUUACGAGGGAAGUCAUCAUGCCUGACUUAGGGAAUGCCAGGUACCACCGAUGAAUACUCCGCCGAACUGUGAGUGAGCUAACCUAUGCGGGCCAACGCCGUCAC
This is a messenger RNA of Cantharellus anzutake, 661 nucleotides long. RefSeq lists its product as uncharacterized. NCBI's taxonomy places the organism in Eukaryota, Fungi, Basidiomycota, Agaricomycetes, Cantharellales, Hydnaceae. The transcript has a single exon. The record is from RefSeq and is a predicted model, not a curated record. Bases 91 to 552 code for a protein of 153 amino acids.